AUGCUCCUCGCUUCAGCACGCGUGAGGUUACUCUCUGAGGAGAGCGACCACGCUCGUGUCUUCUCAUUGGCCGGGUGUGAUAUAAAAUCGCUUUUCGGCAAGGCGAGAGAUUUCUUCGGGGUCAAGGACCCCGAGAAAGAAAUCUCUCUCGUCUGCAGGGCCCCUGGAUUGGGGUUCCGCAGGUAUAUUGGGGAGGACUGUGAAGACGAGUUCAGUCUCCUUUGCCAUGAUGUGCGGAAGCUCUCAAUUGCGGAGAGAGGAUCCAUCGAGAUAACCGUUAAGCCUGCGGCGCCGGAGCGCAUCCAAAAAAGCGAUUAA
Messenger RNA from Penicillium waksmanii, 318 nucleotides. RefSeq lists its product as uncharacterized. The record is from RefSeq and is a predicted model, not a curated record. The transcript has a single exon. Lineage: Eukaryota; Fungi; Ascomycota; Eurotiomycetes; Eurotiales; Aspergillaceae. Bases 1 to 318 code for a protein of 105 amino acids.